This is a messenger RNA of Osmerus eperlanus (European smelt), 755 nucleotides long. RefSeq names its product trafficking protein particle complex subunit 2L (gene trappc2l). Gene Ontology annotation, cellular component: nucleus; cytoplasm; TRAPP complex. Gene Ontology annotation, biological process: endoplasmic reticulum to Golgi vesicle-mediated transport. Bases 206 to 625 code for a protein of 139 amino acids. The record is from RefSeq and is a predicted model, not a curated record. The transcript is spliced from 5 exons. Lineage: Eukaryota; Metazoa; Chordata; Actinopteri; Osmeriformes; Osmeridae.
UAGUUUGCUUUCAUUAGUGUCUUGAGUGCAAAAGUUUGCGCAGAUUGAGGUUGCCAAUAAGAUAGAAUACUAGAUUAAGUGGACAUGUGAAUGAAUUUUAUAGGCUAACAUUCAUUUAAAAGUAUUAUUUCAAAGUGAGAAUUAAAAAACAAUAACGUUUAAAAAACAUGUUGUUGGACAUGUGAUCACGUGACUAGAAUCCAACAUGGCGGUGUGUAUUGCUGUCAUCGCUAAAGAGAAUUACCCCUUGUACAUCAAGAGUGUUCCUACUCAAAAUGAGUUGAAGUUCCACUACACGGUGCACACAUCCUUGGACGUGGUCGAGGAGAAGAUAUCCGCUGUUGGGAAAGCAAUGGCAGACCAAAGGGAGCUCUACCUUGGCCUGCUCUACCCCACAGAGGACUAUAAAGUAUAUGGGUAUGUUACUAACUCCAAGGUGAAGUUUGUAAUUGUGGUGGACUCAUCUAACACAUCAUUACGGGACAAUGAGAUAAGAAGUAUGUUUAGAAAAUUACACAACUCCUUCACUGAUGUGAUGUGCAACCCAUUCUACAAUCCUGGGGACCCUAUUCAGUCUAAGGCUUUUGAUGGUAUGGUAUCUGCAAUGAUGGUGCAAGCUUGUUAAUGUUCCCCAGUGUUCAUCCAAACUGUACAUACCACCCUGAAACAUCUUACAUUACAUAUUCCCUUGUUUGUUUAAAUUUAGCCUCAUGUCUAAUAUCAGUGAAAUAAAUAGAAGUGAAAAAAAAACACAA